Messenger RNA from Diabrotica balteata, 1575 nucleotides. The record is from the annotation of a GenBank genome assembly. NCBI's taxonomy places the organism in Eukaryota, Metazoa, Arthropoda, Insecta, Coleoptera, Chrysomelidae.
AGUUGAUUUGGUUGUUUUAGUGUGGCUGUACGGGCACGCAAUCCACUGUAUACGCUUUUAAAAAAUAAUAUCGAGACAAUGUGGAGGACUAAAUCAGUGAAUAUGAAGUUUGUUUAUUUGAUUAUUGUUGCUUGUGUGAUAUGGGGGGAUGCUGCAGAUGCUGCUGCAGGACCAGCAGCAGAAUUAUAUCCCAAUCAGACUAUCACAUCCGAAAAGAAGCUCAGCGAGACAUUACUGGAGGUACUUAACCACUAUAAGCAACCAGAUCCGUUGGGUAUCCCGGGAGCGCCCAUUCCAGACCCGAUGCCUCUACCAGACAUGACCAAAUCGUUUUCAGUUGGGAGGAUGUUUUUUAAAAAUAUGAAACUGCAUGGUUUGCAAAAGUUUAGAAUUCAGCACCUCAUGGUAGAUGUUACCAAAAUGAGACUGGAAGCGACUUUGUCUAUUGAUGUCUUGACUACCAAGGGGAAUUAUACACUACGGUCCUUCUUUUCUAAAGGUGCUGGGCCCUUUACGGUUAAACUUACUAAGGUAGUGGUAACAGCAAUAGCCAAAAUGGAGGUACAAGUCGACGGAACGUUAGAGGCCCAAGAUAUGGAUAUGGACUUAAAAAUUGCUAGUAUUGACAUGGAUUUCAAAGGAAUGGGAGUUUUGCAAGGCGUAGUGAACUCUGUUGGAACCUUCUUCUUCGACUCUAUGAAACCGUUCGUACUUCGUGAAGCAAACACAAACAUGAGAGCAGAUAUUAACAAAGAAAUUAAAAAAAUGGGAAAAACUUUCCCCAACUCGAUUUCUCCUUUUGACCAACUCGUGUUCGAGAUCAGACACAAAGUCAGAAGCUUGGGAUAUGAUCCUUUUUUAGCACCCGACUACAACACCACUGCGGGUAUAUUUGAGAUAACUCUUAGUAAUACCUGGGUCUCUGGUUUAGCAUCGUUCCAUAGAACCAAAGAUAUCAAAUUUGAGAUGAAAAACAGGUCUAUUAAUGCUUUGUUGGAGCUCGGUACUGGGAAACUGUUGGGUACUAGUAACUGGGAUAUUAAUGUAGUAGCAGGAAUUUUAUCUAAGGAUGGAUCAGUAGAAUUCUCUGUAGACUAUUUUAAGGUUCAUAUAAACAUCAGUCAGAACACGGAUACUUCAAUCCCACCAUCCUUGGAAGACAUUCAGUUAGAACUCGGAAACAUACAAAUUCGAUUCGACGGGUUAGGAACUGUGGAUUAUCUCAUUGAAUUCGGGGUCAAUGUUAUUCCAAACCUCUUGAGGUAUCAAAUAAUGGAUGCUGUGGAGAAACCCAUAAAGUUUAAAAUCCAGGAAGCCUUAAAUCAAAUUACAAUCGAGAAGCUGAUAAAGCAGAAUGCCGAACAGCUGGACACUGGGAAUUUCGAUAAUAUGAAAUUAAUUAUAUGAUACUUGUAACGAAAUAAAAAUUUAUUAAAGUUUGUUGGAUAAGUAUCUGAUUUAAAUUUUUAAAUUAUAAUAAUAAUUUAUUCGUAAAUAAAUUGUAUAAAGUUAUCCAUUUUUGAGUUUAGCUCUUUCUCUAAUAUUGUAAAAGAUGUUUACCAGUAAAAAUUCAGU